AGAGAUCUUUCAAGCAGUUUUGGUCAUGUCAAGGUUUUGGCACCGGUGCCAGGCAGUGACCGAGCAGGCAUCAUUUGCAGUGUGGCAAGCUCGACUGUCCAGGAACAGAGGUGUGCAGCAUGUGUUGCCAAUCAACUUUCUUCGCACUGCGUCCGUUGCACCGCGGCGACGUCUGCCAACGCAACGACCACGAGUGGACGACCCCCAAGCUCCACUCAAGGAACGAGUCCGCGUGCAUGAAGAACGCGAGCAUGGAGAAGACCCGAAAUGGAAGGAUUACAAACGGGUGACCAUUCUCCGUCCAGUAUUGUUUUCGGCUGCCGUGGUGGUCGCGUCAUUUGGUGUUGCAUCAUAUAUGCGUGCGGAGCGUCGAUGGGAAGCGCAGGAGAAAGGGAGCAUUUUUGCAUUCGACCAGAUAUUCGGACCACCACCCCGGCGACGAAUGGAUGAAUCAUCGGCCUUGCCGGAACCUAUCUCACGAAUAAAAGGAAUGAUUCUUCAUUGGUGGGAGUCCGCUCGCCCGUCCCAACAAACUGCAUACGCCAUUGUUGGCAUCAACACUGCUGUGUUUCUAUUAUGGAGAAUACCUUCACUGCAACCCUUCAUGCUGCGUCACUUUGCUCAUCAUCCACUAUCCGGGCGGUCAUAUACCCUGCUCACCUCUGUUUUCAGCCACGAAAGCUUCCUACAUUUGACUUUUAACAUGUACGCGCUCUUGGGAUUCGCUCCACUGUUACAAGAGCGUGCCCUGGAAUCGUCCGAGGAGAUGGUUGCGUUUUAUCUGUCAUCUGGAGUGCUAGCGUCGCUUGGAUCGCACCUGGUCACAACACUUUGGUUGCGGCGGUACCGUUCGCCAAAACCUAGCGUAGGCGCUAGUGGUGCCAUUUGGGCAAUUCUGGCUGGUUGCGCCAGUUGUCUUCCUCACAUUCCAGUAGGAAUCAUAUUCCUCCCCGGUAUACAGUUUACUCUAGGCGAAUUGAUACCUGCAUUGGUUGGACUGGAUGUUAUUGGACUGAUCAGAGGAUGGCAAUUUUUUGACCAUGCUGCACAUUUGACGGGUGCCGGAGUGGGAUAUAUGUAUAUUGAGCAAGGAAGAGUUUGGUGGAAAUGGUGGCAGAGAAAAUUGGAUGAGUAUCAUAGACAAGGGAGAAUUUAAUGAGCCAGUACUUUCAUUGCAUGGUUGAUAUGUGCCUACUUGCUUGUAUCAUACAUAGAGCUAUAGGAAAGGUGUUUCUGCGUGACAGAACAGAGUUGGUCGGCCAUUAUCAUCACCACGGAUGAAUGCCAGUGCAAACCAUUAGAAAUAAGUAAACUUAUUGUAGGAAUAUAUAUUGACGUGCUCGCUCGCC
Messenger RNA from Spizellomyces punctatus DAOM BR117, 1349 nucleotides. RefSeq lists its product as uncharacterized. The record is from RefSeq and is a predicted model, not a curated record. Gene Ontology annotation, cellular component: membrane. Bases 26 to 1156 code for a protein of 376 amino acids. The transcript is spliced from 2 exons. NCBI's taxonomy places the organism in Eukaryota, Fungi, Chytridiomycota, Chytridiomycetes, Spizellomycetales, Spizellomycetaceae. Gene Ontology annotation, molecular function: serine-type endopeptidase activity.